Messenger RNA from Sinocyclocheilus anshuiensis, 1840 nucleotides. It is a transcript of the gene unc119a2, whose product is annotated as unc-119 lipid binding chaperone a2. The transcript is spliced from 5 exons. Bases 171 to 962 code for a protein of 263 amino acids. The record is from RefSeq and is a predicted model, not a curated record. Gene Ontology annotation, biological process: visual perception; negative regulation of clathrin-dependent endocytosis; mitotic cytokinesis. NCBI's taxonomy places the organism in Eukaryota, Metazoa, Chordata, Actinopteri, Cypriniformes, Cyprinidae. Gene Ontology annotation, cellular component: spindle pole; intercellular bridge; centrosome. Gene Ontology annotation, molecular function: lipid binding.
UGGUACGUCCCUCAGCUGGAGCGCCAGAGAGAUUCAGAUCGAGCGGAGAACAGGAGGAUUUAAAUACCUCUAAGCGGGCGACCUGCUCAGCCCUUCGGGUGUGGGAGGGUGACUGUUUUGUGUCUUUGCUAGACCGGGGGAGCAGGGGGGUGGAGGAGGAGGAACGGAUAAUGAGCUAUUCUUGUACCAGCACAGGCAACAGCCAGGACCCAUCGAGCUCUAAGAAGUCCGGCGGCGUUAAUCCCGGUAGUUGCAGCAGCGGAGACACCGGCAACGGCAAUAACCGCCACAGCAUCCGCGGCAGCAAAGCGAACUCGAACCCUGAUUUAUCCGAGGCCAUGAAAGUCAAGAAGGGCUGCAACACGACAGACGUCGGGGUCCCCGUCACCACAGAAGAGGAACUGCUUGCGAACAAAACGAUCACCCCGGAGGAUGUGCUGGGAUUGCAGAAGAUCACUGAACACUAUCUGUGUGGUCCAGAAGACAAUGUAUACAAUAUUGACUUCACACGGUUCAAGAUCAGGGAUAUGGAGACAGGAACAGUACUGUUUGAGAUCACCAAACCACCAGCCACAGAUAAAGGAGGGGAUAAAAGAGAUGUUGAUCCAAAUGCUGGCCGGUUUGUACGUUAUCAGUUUACACCAGCUUUUUUACGGCUACGUCAAGUAGGAGCCACUGUUGAAUUCACAGUAGGAGACAUCCCCAUCAAUAACUUCCGGAUGAUCGAGAGGCACUAUUUCCGUGAACAGCUGCUGAAGAGCUUCGACUUUGAGUUUGGCUUCUGCAUCCCGAGCAGCAAGAACACCUGUGAGCACAUCUAUGAGUUCCCACCGCUCUCAGAGGAUCUCAUACGGGAGAUGAUCCUCCAUCCUUACGAGACGCAGUCUGACAGCUUCUACUUUGUGGACAACAAGCUGGUCAUGCAAAACAAAGCAGAUUAUUCGUACAGCGGAGGCCCUUAGGACAGAGGUGGGAGGGGACUGAGGCAGAGAGUUUGACUGACAGACCUAAGAACCAAUCACAUGUCUUUGUCCAGCAGCCACACCCUCCUUGAAUCAGUGUCAUAGACGAUGCGCCAUGCCUGUGUUUGAGAUCUAGAGAGUCGUAUCGUAAGGUCUCAUCCAAUGCAUACAUAUCCUAUUCUGAUUUCACACUGCCAUCGUUCACAUCAGCAAAUAUAGAUAUUAAAGUGUUUAUUUUGUAACAUACCCCAAUGAUGAGCAAAUUCCCUUCAGUCCCAUGUUUUGUAUGGGCAAGGCACUGUAAUGUGAAUGGUACUUAGGUUUUACUAUUCAUUGUGUGUGUGUGUGUGUGUGUGUGUGUGUGUGUGUGUGUGAGGGGGGUGUUUAACACCACUAAGACCAUUCUAUAUUGUUGAUGUUGAUGAGUAUUUCUUUCCCUGUCAGAAUAAGCUACAUCAUAUUUCUUGAUAUCUGGACUUUUCAUCCUAAAUAGAAUAUGAUAUGAUUUUAUGUUGAGACCUUGACAUAAUUGAUAGAUUUGUGUUGCAUUAGAUAUAUUUUGAUACGUGAACAAGCUUUCAGUUUUGAGAUGUCGAUUAUUUGUGUGGAUAAAAACAAAAAGCAAGCAAAAAAUGAAGUCAAAUCAGUUCAAAUAUUCAUGAAAAUGCAUAACUUUUGCAUUCAAAGGUCUGCGUCAAGUUUCUGAUUGUACGUAAUUCACGUUCCAAAUGAGAGGUUGUGUAGAUAAAACGAGAUUGUAAAAAAACGCCUACUGAAAAGGGAACACAGCGCACGUUAUAAGCCUUGACAUUUCAAACGUCUGGUUUGUGUGGUUUCUUUUUGUCUUCAGACAAAACAAAAGGAAAGAAAUAGCCGUU